Messenger RNA from Alligator sinensis (Chinese alligator), 963 nucleotides. Its product is annotated as olfactory receptor 4D5-like. Gene Ontology annotation, biological process: G protein-coupled receptor signaling pathway. Lineage: Eukaryota; Metazoa; Chordata; Crocodylia; Alligatoridae. Gene Ontology annotation, cellular component: membrane. The record is from RefSeq and is a predicted model, not a curated record. The transcript has 2 exons. Gene Ontology annotation, molecular function: G protein-coupled receptor activity; olfactory receptor activity. The coding region runs from base 1 to 963 and encodes 320 amino acids.
AUGGAACAGAAUUUCACCACCACGGUGACAGAAUUUAUCCUCUUGGGUCUCUGCCAGAAUCCUAAACUAAGAUUUCUCCUUUUCUUCAUUUUUCUGUUUGUCUAUAUGAUGACCUGGAUUGGAAACUUCACCAUCAUUGCCACAGUAAUCUUUGAUCUUCACCUCCACACCCCUAUGUACUUCCUCCUGGCCAACUUGGCUUUUGCAGAUGUGACCUAUGGGUCCAGCACUGUACCCCUCAUGUUGUCAGGACUCCUCACUCAAGGAAUGAUUGUCUCAUUUGCCAGCUGCUUUUCUCAGAUGUUCUUCUCCCAUCUUACAGGGGGAGCUGAAGUCUUUUUCCUUGGGGUGAUGGCUAUUGACCGGUAUAUAGCUAUCCAUAAACCACUGCACUACACAACAAUUAUGAACCAGAGUGUGUGUAUGGGGCUGGUGGCAGGAGCAUGGUUGGGUGGCUUUAUUCAUUCAAUUAUCCAGAUAAUACUGUUAGUACAGUUGCCAUUCUGUGGACCAAACAAACUUGACAAUUUCUAUUGCGAUGUUCCACAGGUCAUCAAACUGGUCUGUACAGAAACUUUUCUGUUGGAGCUGCUAACAGUCUCCAACAAUGGUUUGAUCACAACACUGAUAUUCAUCAUUUUGAUGUUAUCCUACACAAUCAUCUUGAUCAAAAUAAGGACACAUAUCACAGAAGGGAAGCACAAAGCUUUUUCCACAUGUGGAGCCCAGAUUGUAGUUGUGUGCUUAAUUUUCCUUCCUUCAACAUUGAUUUAUGCUCGGCCAUUCCGUACUUUCCCAUGGGACAAGUCUGUCUCUGUACUCUACACAGGCGUCACCCCAAUGCUGAGCCCUUUAAUUUACACUUUGAGAAACAAUGAAAUGAAAGCUGCCAUCAAGAGGUUUAGAAAGGUUCAUUUUAUUCAUAUAUUCACCUUAAAAAGUCCACACAAGGUUAAGCAUUGA